GGGGAGUGAGCGAGAGGAGGGGGGAUGUUACAGGAUAGUACACAACAAAGCACUGCGCGAGAGGACGGGUCAGCCGUGCGCGAGAGAGAGAGAAGCGCUGCGGGAACGAGGUGGAACUUCAUUCUAGCACUUCGAGCGUGUUUUUAAUGUAAAUGUUCAAUAACCUAAAGUUUGGAUAGAGGCUCAGAGCGCUCGACAAUCCGAUAGAGAAGACAGUGGGCAUUCCAGCAGAGCUGUAAACAACAUGUCGUCUCCCAGUCCGGGUAAAAGGAGAAUGGACACCGACGUGGUCAAACUCAUUGAGAGUAAACAUGAAGUCACCAUUCUGAGUGGACUUAAUGAAUUUGUAGUGAAGUUUUAUGGACCACAAGGAACACCGUAUGAGGGAGGUGUAUGGAAGGUGCGGGUAGAUCUUCCAGACAAAUACCCCUUCAAAUCACCAUCUAUAGGAUUCAUGAACAAGAUCUUUCAUCCAAACAUUGACGAAGCGUCUGGGACUGUGUGCUUAGAUGUGAUCAAUCAAACAUGGACUGCUCUCUAUGACCUCACCAAUAUAUUUGAGUCAUUUCUGCCACAGCUCCUUGCAUACCCCAACCCCAUCGACCCCCUGAACGGAGACGCUGCAGCCAUGUACUUACACCGGCCAGAGGAGUACAAGCAGAAAAUCAAAGAAUACAUUCAGAAAUAUGCAACAGAGGAGGCUCUGAAGGAGCAGGAGGAGGGAGCGGGCGACUCUUCAUCAGAAAGCUCCAUGUCGGAUUUCUCAGAAGACGAGGCACAGGACAUGGAGUUGUAGUGAACAUGCACCUCUUCUUUAUUCCAGAGACUAUAAUUUCCUAAACAUGAGACGCAGACUAUAAAACUCAUAUUUAAACAAGACAAUUUUUAUAUUAUUAUUAUUAUUAUGAUUAUGAUUAUUAUUAUUAUUAUUAUUAUUAUUAUUAUUAUUAAAAUCUGAAUUUUUAUGGCUAUACCAUUGAUAAGGAUUACCCUCUUUAUGUGACAUCCCCAGCCCUAAAACACACACACACACACACACACACACACACACCCUAACCUGAGCUGUCUAGUCCUCCCCCUCGGUCCUGUAGGUACAGUAGUGUCAGUGUGCUACAGAGAGAGCUGGUCAUUGGUCAGGGAGGAUGUUUGUGUCUCAGUUCUGUAGCCUACAGCACAAUCUCUGACACUGAGCACAACCGCUAGAUGGACUGUGGCCUGUGUGCUGACCCCACUUUGUGCUGAUUGGACACUCCAAAUGACCUCACCAUUCAGAGACUGGACUAAGAGAGAACUAGAGUUCUCUCUCUCUCUUCUAACCCCCCCCCUCUCUCUCUCACACACACGGUGGGAGGGGUUGUGUGUUUAUUCAUCCCCCAUAUAAAAACCCCUCCUCUAAAUUUACAAUCCACAGUCUGAUCUACAGAAGCGGCGUCUCUUCACUAGGUCAGUGUGAUUGGACGUGUUCGCUUGGCAUGUUGUUCUCUUUUCUCUUUUCAUUUGUUCCUCCACUUGCUCUUUGUUUUGUUGUUCAUUUCAGUCAUUCAUUGGGAUUAAAGAAACAAUUGCACCUUGAAGCUCUUUAUUUUUAUUUUUCCUCCAUUUUGAUUGAGUUUGUGGUAAUUAAGACACGACCCCCAUUAGCCACUUCAACCAUGCCGUGUGGGUCCAGGCUGUGCGGUCAGAGAGCUCGGACUGCCCCAUCCUGAAGGAAGGAAGCUAGAGCAGUGACUUAAACACGUAAAUACUCAGCCCUUAUCACCAUAUUGCCAAAAGUAAAAUAAAGUGGUCUUCUCUUCCUUCUGAUGUGCUGGUUUCCAGUUCCAGAGGGCGCUCAGAGCCCAGUGUGUGGACCGGCUUCUGAUUAAACAGGAGCUGGUCCCUUUGUAGAGAAUGAACUAGCCCUAACCAGAAGCUGUGUACAGCUCACGAGUGUGUAAUAUCUUCUUUAUAACAGAGUGGAGUAAGUCUGAUUUGACUACACUUAAAAAAAACAGUGUAUAGAUGCUAGCUUACAGGAUGGUCUUUUCUUCUUAUUUUUAAAAUAAUAAUAAUAGAUAUGUUACAGAUCAGCUAGGAUGUACAUUUAAGCCCCUCCCUGUAGAGAGAAUCUCCUAAUCAGACACGAGGUCUCCCUCAGAUACCACCCCCCCUCCCCUCCCCUCCCCUCACUCCCUGACCCACCUUCACUUCAUCCACUACCACAGCAGGCAGGAAGGUGCUGGACAGGAGGAAGCCCACGCCUGUUAGAACAUCAUGUACAGUGUGUUUCACCUGCAGGAGUAAAGAAUGUGUGUAAAGGAGAGGAGAGAGACUUUAGAGCUCCUUCAUGGACGUUUCUCUGGAGAAGGUCUAUCAUCAGCCCACUUCUGUAAGGAAUCACUCCUCUCUCUUUUAGUUUUGUUUCUUUUUAAAGACGAGGACGUUUUGUUCUCUCCUCAGCGCAGUAUUGCAUUGUCUUGAAGAUGCUGAGGUGAUGCAUCUCUGUAGGUUUUGUUUUACUCAGAGCUCGGCUUAGAUCUGCUGCUUUGGUUUCACACUUGUUGCAUGGUUUUUUUUUUGUGGCUGUGUGUGUGUGUGUGUGUGUGCCUUUCUGAUUUAGACACAGUUAAACGAUGACAGGGUUUUUGUUUUGUUUUUUUAGCGUGGAGAAGCUAACACCUUGAGAUGUUUGUGUGCUUCCAGCGUUGGUCUAAUUACUCAGAACUUUCAGUGAUUAUUAUUGAUGUAUAUUUUGUCUAGUUGAUGAAACGCUCGUCUGUCGCAAGGCUGCAGGAAUCCACACACACACACACACACACCUUCGUUUGUGGAAGGCAUGUGCACGCACACCUUUAUUUAGUUGGGCGUAAAGAGCGAGUGCCACGUGGUUUCAUCAGUGCAGCACAGUCGAAUAAAGCUUCCCCCCUCCCCUGAAUUUUAAUUUAGAUAUUUUCCUCCCUGAACUCGUAGCACGUGCAGAGGUCAGGAAGUCCACCGGUCCAGUGGCGUGCGUCUAAACCUAGCUCUUCAUCUUCAGCCUGUAAUCAAUUGGUGAAUGUCUGUCUGAAGCAUUGCCCGAUAUUUCAGAUUGAAACACGAGAUCUGUGUGAUUAUUUUUUCAUUUCUAUCCAAUCCUGUGCGCCUGCUUUUUUCAGUUCAGCCCACUGUCCACUUAGUCUCUACGUCCAUGUCAGAUAUUCUUUACUGCCUGUUUUUAAUGAAUGCAAUCAAUGUAUUAAAGUAAUUCUCAGCUUUUCAUUUCUAACCCUUUUUAUUAUUAUUAUUCUUAUUCUUCUUAUUAUUAUUAUUUUCUUUUUCUUAGCAUUGUCAAGUGGGCAUGCCUGUCAUAGAGUGUUCCUUAUCUAUAGAACGAUAACGUCCUAAAAGGCUGUGUACAAUAAACUGUAAUAACCUUUUGUAAUAAAAUAUUAAAUACA
Molecule: messenger RNA, 3416 nt
Organism: Hemibagrus wyckioides
Lineage: Eukaryota; Metazoa; Chordata; Actinopteri; Siluriformes; Bagridae
Gene: ube2h
Product: ubiquitin-conjugating enzyme E2H (UBC8 homolog, yeast)
Exons: 7
Coding region: 245-796 (183 amino acids)
Biological process (GO): ubiquitin-dependent protein catabolic process; protein polyubiquitination
Cellular component (GO): nucleus
Molecular function (GO): ubiquitin conjugating enzyme activity
Source: RefSeq, a predicted model, not a curated record